Molecule: messenger RNA, 2278 nt
Organism: Ziziphus jujuba (common jujube)
Lineage: Eukaryota; Viridiplantae; Streptophyta; Magnoliopsida; Rosales; Rhamnaceae
Product: inositol transporter 1
Exons: 7
Coding region: 687-2162 (491 amino acids)
Biological process (GO): transmembrane transport
Cellular component (GO): membrane
Molecular function (GO): myo-inositol:proton symporter activity
Source: RefSeq, a predicted model, not a curated record
GUGGCUUUGUCAAAAACCAUUAAAAAAAAAAAAAAAAAAGAAAAAAAAAAAGGGGGAAAGGCAAUCUUCCCAAAUAUUUUCUCGGAAAAUCUGUUGUUCCUCAGAUUUUCUCAGAAAAAGUGUUACGAGGUUCUACAUUUGUAAACUUUUCUCCCAGUCUGCUUUCGGAAGGGAAAAAAAGAAAAAAGAGUGCCGAAUUUGACCAUCAUUUCUUUCCUUUUCAGCAACCGAGCUGCUGAGAUUUCGGGUUUUCUGUUUCAGUUUUCGAGUCGUUUUUCUAGCCUAUUGUUUUUUUUUUUUUUUUCCUCCAAAUUAACUGAGAAAAAGAAUUCACUGGUUUGUUUUUUUGAGUGAAUACUGUGGGAUUGAAACCAUCCUGCUGGGCUGUGUUUGAUAUUGAGUCCAUAUUUUCUAGUACAGAAAGGGAAAUUAUUGAGAGUUUGGUUGUGAAAUUUCGCUACAACUUUUUAAGUUGGAAAAAGAAUCCAAAAAAUAAUCAUCGAAUUAGGAGCUGGUUCUUUUAGGUUGCUUGGAUUAGAUUGCAAUUAAUCUAAGAGAGUUUAAUUGGAGAGUGAUUGUUUUAAUAUUAUUUUUUGUUGUAAAGAUGACGCUCGACUCGAUGCCUGGAAGCUCAGGGUACUUGGAAUUGUACCCUGAAAGAAAAAUGGCGUAUUUCAAGAACCCUUAUGUUCUGGGUCUCACUGUUGUCGCUGGGAUUGGUGGUUUGCUCUUUGGAUACGACACAGAUCAUGACAGCAUUUUUAAUAGCCUUCAGGAUCUGCUUCAGAUUGUUGCAAGAAGAUAUUUAUGGUGUGAUAUCUGGUGCACUUUUAUAUAUCAAAGAUGAUUUUGAGGCUGUCAGUAAAAGUAGUUUCCUACAGGAAACUAUUGUAAGCAUGGCUUUGGUUGGUGCUAUGAUUGGAGCAGCAGCAGGUGGUUGGAUUAAUGAUGCAUUUGGGCGUAAAAAGGCCACUCUUCUAGCUGAUGUUGUUUUUGCUCUUGGAUCAGCUGUCAUGGCUGCUGCACCAAAUCCAUAUAUUCUUAUAUUGGGGCGACUUCUGGUUGGCCUUGGUGUUGGUGUAGCAUCUGUUACUGCUCCUGUGUAUAUUGCAGAAGCAUCACCAUCAGAAAUAAGGGGAGGGUUAGUUAGCACAAAUGUUCUUAUGAUAACUGGUGGACAAUUUCUUUCCUACCUUGUAAAUCUUGCUUUUACAGAGGUCCCUGGCACAUGGAGAUGGAUGCUUGGAGUUGCAGGUAUUCCUGCUGUAAUUCAAUUCUGUCUCAUGCUCUGUCUGCCAGAAUCUCCUCGUUGGCUUUUUAUAAAGAAUGAAAAAGCUAAAGCAAUUUCAAUCCUUUCCAAAAUUUAUGAAUUCCCUCGUUUAGAGGAUGAGGUUGACUACCUUUCUUCUCAAUUGGAGGAUGAACGGCAGAAGAAGAAUGGUGUCAGUUACUGGGAUGUUUUUAGAAAAAAAGAGAUCAGACUUGCAUUUUUUGCUGGUGCCGGACUUCAGGCGUUUCAGCAAUUUGUUGGUAUCAACACAGUUAUGUAUUACAGCCCAACAAUUGUCCAGAUGGCUGGCUUCCAUUCCAACCAGCUAGCGCUUCUAUUGUCCCUCAUAGUGGCUGCUAUAAAUGCUGCAGGAACAGUCCUUGGCAUUUACCUAAUCGACCAUGCGGGACGAAGGAAGCUAGCACUCACAAGCUUAUUUGGUGUAGUCAUAUCUCUUAUCAUCCUCUCUUGGUCGUUCUUUGUUGAAUCAUCUGAUUCUACUAGUGUACUCUAUGGUUGGAUGGCAGUUUUAGGAUUAACCCUGUACAUUGCAUUCUUCUCGCCUGGAAUGGGCCCUGUGCCAUGGACUGUGAACUCCGAGGUAUAUCCAGAAGCAUAUCGAGGGAUAUGCGGAGGCAUGUCAGCUACUGUCAAUUGGGUUUCAAACUUAAUCGUCGCCCAGUCGUUUCUAUCGGUUGCCGAAGCGGUGGGGACUGGUGCAACAUUCUUAAUUCUUGCAGGUGUGGCUGUGGUUGCAUUUGCAUUUGUGAUUGUUUUUGUGCCUGAGACAAAGGGCUUGACAUUUGAAGAAGUGGAAGCUAUUUGGAAAGAGAAAGCUUGGGGCAGUGGUUCCACCACUCGUAGCCUGCUUGAGAGGGGAAAUGAGUUUUAGGUAGGUUUUUUUUUUUUUUGGGUCUUUUGAAGUUUGAAAAAAGUUGUAGCAAGUAAAACUUGUAUCAUAUCUAUCUUCAAUGUGCUAAUGAGAAUUCAAUGCAUUAAAAACUACAA